Molecule: messenger RNA, 3743 nt
Organism: Tachysurus fulvidraco (yellow catfish)
Lineage: Eukaryota; Metazoa; Chordata; Actinopteri; Siluriformes; Bagridae
Product: vWFA and Collagen domain-containing protein
Exons: 29
Coding region: 1-3072 (1023 amino acids)
Source: RefSeq, a predicted model, not a curated record
AUGGCUGGACAGGAUCUACAGAAGGAUCUCAUCGAUGCCAUGGUCUCUCUGCUGCUACGACACAUAAAGCAGGAACUACACAGCACUGAGACGACAUAUUAUGCCAUUUUGGCUGAUGAGUGCUUAGACCAGUCCAAGCGCCAACUCGUGGCAACGUGUCUCAGAUAUUUAUGCAGGGCAUCUAUCCGAGAAAGAGUCGGCGGCUUCGUGGAGACCGGUGACACGUCAGCAGAAGGGAUCGCUUUGAAAAUCCUGCAGAUCUUGGAACCUAUUGAAUUGGAUCCUGGUUGUAGCACCACAUCCAAUGACUUGGUGUACAUCAUCGAUGGCUCGUCAAGUCUUGGCAUUGCUGACUUCAACACAGCCAAGCGCUGGCUCAUCAACAUCACCAGUGGCUUUGACGUGAGCUCCCAACACACUCAGGUGGCUGUGGUUCAGUACAGCGAUACGCCACGGCUGGAGAUCCCGCUUGGGAAGCACCAGGACACUCAGACCCUUCUGAGGGACAUCGCUGCAAUCUCUUACCUUGGUGGGAAAACCCAGACAGGCCGCGCCAUUAAAUUCGCCACUGACCAUGUGUUCUCAGCUAUAAACCACACCACAAAGACUACCAGGAAUCGCAUUGCUGUGGUUCUGACGGACGGUCGAUCUCAAGACGAUGUGGUGGAUCCAGCAAUGGAGGCCAAAGCACAGAACAUUGUCCUGUUUGCUGUGGGUGUAGGAGAUGAUAUCACCAAUGCUGAACUGGUAUCUAUGGCCAACAAACCUGCUUCCACUUAUGUGCUGCAUGCAGAGGACUACACCUCCAUUGGGAAUAUAAAGGAUGUGAUGGAGCAGAAACUUUGUGAGGAGUCGGUGUGUCAUUUGAGGAUCCCUGGUACCGUCAAUGGACAGAAAGGAUUUGACCUUAUGAGCAUGAUGGGGAUUGAGGUGGUAGCUAAAAAGGUCCAGGGAUCUCUCAUAUCGGAAGCUGCUUACCUCCUGAACCCUCGCUUGAACCUUUCACGCAGCACCAGAGAGAUCUUUCCAGAAGGCCUGCCUCCUUCGUAUGUGUUUGUGGCCACUUUGCGGGUGAAGAGCCCAGUUCACCGCAUGAAGUUUGACCUCUGGAGAGUGUUGUCUGAAGAAGGUGUCAGGCAAGUCGCGGUGACCUUAAAUGGCCUAGACAAGUCAGUCACCUUUACCAGUACCAGCACAAUGAAGAAAGAGCAGACUGUCAUAUUUAAUGACCGAGGCAUUAAGAGGCUUUUUGACACAGACUGGCACCAGCUGAAGUUGCUGGUGAGGCCCAAACGUGUCACUUGUUUUGUAGAUGACAUAUACGUCGAGGAGCAGCUUUUGGAUGGAGCUGUCCCCAUCUACAUCAAUGGGAUGACACAAGUGGCUAAAAAAGUCAACAUAGAAACCACUGUUCCAAUCGACUUGCAAAAGCUGCGGCUCUACUGUGAUCCUCUGCAGAGCGAGCGAGAGACAGCAUGCGAGAUCUUCUCGGUGAAGGAUGACAGGUGUCUUACCGAUCGAUCUCGUCCUGUGGAGGGCUGUGAUUGCCCCAGUGGUAAACCUGGCCCACCAGGCCUACCUGGACCCAUGGGCUUCAGGGGAGAGAAAGGUCGAGAGGGACCUCCUGGGCCGGACGGAAAACCUGGAAAACUUGGAGAGAGGGGUCCACCCGGUCAGCCUGGAAGAGACGCUGAGAAAGGCGAAGCAGGCCAACCAGGACAAAAGGGGGAGAGAGGACUGGCUGGUCCCAAAGGUGAUAUGGGAAUCCAAGGGCCACCAGGGCGGCCAGGCCCUCCAGGACCAACAGGCCCGGGACUCUCAAAAUGGAAAGAUUAUGGAGUAGAAGAAAGCAAGGGAAUCACAUUCCAGGCAGGAGAAGCAGGACCCACAGGGAAACCUGGACCACAGGGGGAGCCAGGGAUACCUGGAAAUGAUGGACUUCCAGGACAAGUUGGACAGAAGGGUGAAAAGGGGGAUGCUGGUGAACCUGGAGCUGACGGACAGAACGGUAUUCCGGGCAUGAGAGGUCUUCCAGGUGAAACGGGACCUGCUGGACCCCAGGGUGAACGAGGCUUUCCGGGAACACCGGGUUCAGUGGGAACAAAAGGACCUCAGGGCUCUCUAGGCCCAAUGGGACCACCAGGUCCGGAAGGCCCGGUCGGUCCAAAGGGGAACUCUGGGCCUCGAGGACAGGACGGCGUCCCUGGUGCCCCUGGAACUAAGGGGUCACAGGGUGAUCCUGGAGUUCAAGGGCCUCAAGGCGUCAUGGGUCUACCAGGUUUAAAAGGCCAUAAGGGGGAAUCAGGAGAUCCUGGUCCAAAAGGAAGUCAGGGGAUGAGAGGAAGCGAAGGAUCACCGGGGCUUCCAGGAAAACCUGGCGAGCCGGGCCUCAGAGGUGGUAAAGGAGAGCGAGGUGCAGACGGAGAUCCGGGAAUCAGAGGGGUCGAUGGGAAAAAGGGAGAAAUUGGUCCAAUUGGACCAGCAGGACCUCGAGGAUCUCGAGGAAACGAUGGGUUGCCAGGGCAACCAGGUAUCCCAGGUUACCCAGGAAAACCAGGUAAGCCGCCUUCCGAAGAACAACUGAUGAAGAUCUGUGGCUCGGUGUUACAGAAUCAACUGCCACAGCUCCUUCAGGCGAUGUCCCUCAGAAGCUGCCAACCAUGUGAGACAAUUAAAGGACCCCCAGGUGAUCCAGGGCCCCCAGGACCCCAAGGCACAGCUGGAGAGCCAGGCUAUCCUGGUAGACCUGGAGCACAGGGAUACCCAGGACAACCUGGAGCGAUGGGGCCAGUCGGUCCAAAAGGACAAACUGGACCAAUGGGAAUGAAAGGUGCCAAAGGAGAAAGUCACACUGGGCUCCCAGGACCUCCAGGUCCAACAGGUUUGCAAGGUCCUCGUGGACUGGAUGGAGAGGGAUAUCAAGGACCCCCGGGGUCUACGGGGAAGCCGGGUUCGCCUGGUAUCCCUGGGAAACGAGGUCCUCCCGGGACCACCGGUGUUUGCGACCCAUCCUCCUGUUAUAUGGGUUAUGUCAGCCAGCAGGGUCACUUCAACAAAGGACCCGGCUUUUAGCGAACUACCUUGAUCCACAUUUCGUAAUGACUUUUUAGGGCCUAAACUGUCUGAGGUGAUGUUUGUGUAUUGGCCUGUGUUUGAUUUGUAUUCCCUAACCUCUGAUAUUAACCUCAGCCCAAAUCCAGGGCUCGGAGUUUGAACGUGGCAGUUUUUACUUGAUAUUGUUUGUUUACUACGUUUGGUUUCGAAGCUAGAAUAACAAUCAUGUAACGUAGCAGUGUGAAAGAUUAGAGUUUGCUUUGUAGAAUAGAGUGAAACGUUCAUCUGGAAAACGAAGCCUAGUACAACCAAACUUUGCUGAGUAAGAAAAGAUCAUUGCGUUUUGAGUCACCCGUUCGCAGAAGACAUUGAAACCACACUUCUUUCAGUCCCAUGUUGGUGCUCGCUUUUGUGAAUUGCAUUUAAUUGUAAAUAGACACAGGUGUUGCACUGCCUUUUGAAAUACUACCUCUGUAUUCGACACGGAGUGGUCCGACAGCUAGACAAUAUUUUGUUAUAAAAGCGUUGGCUGAUAUCUCAGGCUGCUCAGGAUGUCUCAUGUUUUUGGGUUUGUUUGUUUUUUCUUUUUAAAAAUCUCAUUCUGUGUGUGUUGGAUCACGUCCAGGUUUUGUGUGUGUGUGUGUGUGUGUGUGUGUGUGUGUGUGUGUGUGUGUGUGUGUGUGUGUGUG